Molecule: messenger RNA, 585 nt
Organism: Aureobasidium namibiae CBS 147.97
Lineage: Eukaryota; Fungi; Ascomycota; Dothideomycetes; Dothideales; Saccotheciaceae
Exons: 3
Coding region: 1-585 (194 amino acids)
Source: RefSeq, a predicted model, not a curated record
AUGACGAGUCUUCCAGACAUCGAAGGCUCGGCUUCCACCGCACUCGUGAAUGGUGGAUCUUCUAGUAUUGGGCGUGCCAUUUCGAUCCCCAAAAGGAUCAUAUUCGCUAAAGCCAGCCCCGUCUUCUUCCGUUCCAAGCGGUUCCCUCUAGUACUCCAACUCCAACCACACACCGAGAUAACUGUGCUUGCGUUCGAUCUCAAGACUCGCGAAUGGUUCAGCCUCAUCGGUAAUGAGCGCAUCAACGCCUUUCGUCAUGUUGUCUUCCAGUUUGCGCCUAUCGAGCAAGCAAUCUUCGCAGCCGGUGGCUAUAGCAUUGACCUUUCGUGCGGUGAUGCCAGCAACUGGGAGUACCAUGUUAAGAUUGACGACAAGAGCGACCUUUGCUUGCUUGCUGCUGAGUUCAGAGAGGAACAUAUCAGAAUGUGCAAGGCGGCUAUUGAACUUGCACGGGAUGCUCUCGACAACUUCACUAAUACAUAUGUCCUCGGCAAGCACAUUCAGACGACUGCCGACGCCCUUGGAGAACUGGGUGGUGCUCUGGUGGCUGUAGAAAAGGCACGCUUCCAGCACACCUCUCCUUAA